This is a messenger RNA of Spizellomyces punctatus DAOM BR117, 1212 nucleotides long. RefSeq names its product small GTP-binding protein domain. Gene Ontology annotation, biological process: Rap protein signal transduction. The transcript is spliced from 6 exons. Lineage: Eukaryota; Fungi; Chytridiomycota; Chytridiomycetes; Spizellomycetales; Spizellomycetaceae. Bases 314 to 871 code for a protein of 185 amino acids. The record is from RefSeq and is a predicted model, not a curated record. Gene Ontology annotation, molecular function: GDP binding; GTPase activity; GTP binding. Gene Ontology annotation, cellular component: plasma membrane.
UGUCACCUUUAUUUUUCCAAAGUCUGCUUUUUGCUCGCUCGGGCCAGCCGAACAUUACCGCGUAAAACCCAUAUUAUUUGCUGUUCGUACGUAGCAGCAACAUCCGUUCUCGUGCAGUGACCAACCUAUUGGAGAGACGCUCGUGGGAGAUUGUUAUUAAGAGUGCACAGUAGUUCUUGUUGCAUACGAAUAGAUUGCAACCAUUGCACACUGCUGUACUAUCGAACGUUAUUAUAGUCCCGUCCAUACCGCGUCGUCAUCAACGUCGACAGUCCCCAACCUCUCCUUUUUCGCGUAAUUUCAAUACCAAACCAUGAGAGAAUACAAAUUGGUCGUUCUUGGGUCUGGUGGUGUUGGAAAGUCGGCGCUGACAGUGCAAUUCGUACAGUCCAUCUUCGUGGAAAAAUAUGAUCCUACGAUUGAAGACUCUUACCGGAAGCAAGUGGAAGUAGAUGGACAGCAAUGCAUGCUCGAAAUUUUGGAUACAGCCGGAACUGAGCAAUUCACUGCCAUGCGUGAUCUUUACAUGAAGAACGGUCAAGGAUUCAUCCUCGUAUACAGUAUAACAUCUCAAGCAACCUUUAGUGAUCUCGUGGAGUUGCGAGAGCAGAUCCUUCGAGUGAAGGAUACUGAAAAGGUGCCUAUGGUGCUUGUUGGCAACAAGUGCGAUUUGGAAGACGACAGAGUUGUUUCACGAGACCAAGGGAGCUCUCUAGCCUCACAAUGGGGAGGCUGCACUUUCCUCGAAACAAGUGCAAGGAAAAAGAUUAACGUUGACGAAGUGUUCUUUGACUUGGUGCGCCAAAUCAAUCGGAGUAUGCCAGACAAGGACAAGAAGAGCAAGGACAAAAAGAAAUGCAUCAUCUUGUAGUUGAUUCCAUGGCGAUGUUCCCUUUAUCUCAAAUAGUGGAUUACUUUAGUGACAUGAUUUCGAGAAGGUUGGCGAGGGAAAUGUUGACACGUCCUCCUUGAAUCUGUUGCCCCCCAUAUAUAGAUUUUGUUGUCGAGCAAAGAAUUCUCAUGUUGUGUGGCGGAAAUAGUGUGGCUUUAGGUUGAGUUGGAACGGAAGCGAGGACAAUUGGGGUUGGAGCAAUCACAGAAGAGGAUACCAUGGAGAUUUGAUGUUGGAAGUGACAGUUGCCCCAUAUACAUGUUCUGUUUGCCGUGCGUAAUGGAUGUUCUGUGUUCUUUUAUCUUUACUUUUGUUUCCCA